Messenger RNA from Notolabrus celidotus (New Zealand spotty), 1139 nucleotides. Its product is annotated as cystatin-F. Gene Ontology annotation, molecular function: cysteine-type endopeptidase inhibitor activity. The transcript is spliced from 4 exons. The record is from RefSeq and is a predicted model, not a curated record. Gene Ontology annotation, biological process: negative regulation of microglial cell activation; immune response; positive regulation of myelination. Bases 308 to 739 code for a protein of 143 amino acids. Lineage: Eukaryota; Metazoa; Chordata; Actinopteri; Labriformes; Labridae. Gene Ontology annotation, cellular component: lysosome; late endosome; endoplasmic reticulum.
GAGGGCCCUGAGCUGCAGACAAACAUACAUGACUCAGUGUCAGGCUGCAGAAUGACACUGACACUCAGGGAACUAUCUUCAUUUUGUAAGAACUGAACACACCAUGCACAGUAUCGGCUUCAGUGAGCAUCAGGAGCAGGUCAGUCUGAGCAGGUACAGGAAGUGAUGCAAAUGUCAGGAAGUGAACCAACAGGUCCUGCAGCUAAUGCGUAUGAAGAAACAAACAUGAGUUUGUUUCCUUCUGCUGUGAACAGAUCUGAUCUGUGGUCAGAGUGUUAGCUCUUCACAGGAAACACAGACAGAGUGCAUGAUGGGACAGAAGACGCUGCUGCUCCUCUCUCUGCUCGGUGUUCUGGAGGUGACGUUGGCGUUUGGCUUCUAUCAUGGCCGCUCCAUGCCCGGAUCUCCAUACAACAUCAACCGGACCGACCACAGCCUCCAGACGGUCGUCCUCGUCGCCACUUACUCCUUCAACAACCAAUCAAACGACGCCUUCCUCUUCAAACCCUUAGCCAUCCACAGAGCACAGCGACAGGUUGUGAAGGGGCUUCGGUACACCAUAGAUUUUGAGAUUUCCAGAACAGUUUGCCGUAAACGUGACAACACCAACAACGACCUGUCAAAGUGUGACUUCCAGCCUGAAGGUCGUCUUCACCAGACGCUCCAGUGUCACUUGGAGGUUUGGGUGAUUCCCUGGAUUAAAAAGAGCCAGACUCAGGUGUUUGAGUGUAAACCCUGAAACCACCAGCUGAGUCCAAAAUCAUUCACCUGCAUCCUCCAUCACCUUCAUCCUCCAUCACCUGCAUCCUCCAUUACCUUCAUCCUUCAUCACCUGCAUCCUCCAUCACCUUCAUCCUCCAUCACCUGCAUCCUCAAUCACCUAUAUCCUCCAUCACUUGCGUCCUCCAUCACCUUCAUUCUCGUUCACCUGCAUGCUGUCACCUCGUCUCAUCAGUGAAAAUAAACAGUUCACACAGAAUAAAAUGAAACCAUGAUCCUUUGGAUGUCAGUAUUUGUAUUCAAACAUUCACUCUCCUGCAGCGAUGUCUCAAUGUGAGCAGACGAGGCCCCCUGCUGGUGAGGAGGGGAGAACAGCAGCCAGUGGACUGUCAAAAUAAAACACAAAUAUUGUAUGUUUU